AUGACUAAUGUUCUUUCAUUCGCAUCGACUGACGAGAGAAGGAACCCGGACUCUCCUGUCCGGGACAAGGAAGACGACAUAAAAGUCACGAAGAGAGCCAAAAGACAAAUCCCAAUGGACUUGUCAAUAAACGAGACCGGACACGGGCUGCUCGUGGACUUCCCCAUGACCCAGGACAGAUGGGAAUCCUUCCUCAAAGAGGUUUCCCCCUUUCAAGAGGUGAACGGAAGGAUCAAACGCCAAUAUCCUUGCAAGGAAUGCGGGAAGAGCUUCUCCAGGAACCUGUACCUCCGUGAGCACAGUCGGGUUCACACCGGGGAGAACCUCUACUCCUGCAAGGAAUGCGGUCAGAAAUUCGCACAUUCCAAUAGUCUGGUGGCUCAUCGGAAAUCGCACGUCACGAAAACGCACUGCUGCAAAACCUGUGAGGAGUGCUUCGCGACGGCGGCCGAGCUCCGUCGCCACACCGUCGUCCACAAGCGGCACCUGGCUCCCUAUCGCUUUGUUUGCAAGAUCUGCGAUCAGCGUUUCACUCAGGCUCAGCAUCUCAACAGACACGAACUGAUUCAUCUGGAGGAGUACAUGUAUGAAUAUCGAGUGCAGGAAAACGCAUUGAUCCAACAAAAGGUGGAGGGAGGGGGGAAGGGCCUUGGAAAGGCUUUGGUAGGACGACUCGAUCGUUCAGUCAGUCCUCCAGAAGCUCACCGAGCAGACGGGAGCCAAGAUUUGAUACUUCCAGGUCUUGCACGGGUACGACAAAGGGUAGAUCUGUACCAGAUCACCAUGGCAUAUGCCUACUGGAAGUCAGAGAAGGUGGGAGAUAUGGCUGUGUUCGAUCUGUUCUUCAGGAAGAAUCCAUUCCAGGGAGAAUUCACUAUCUUUGCAGGCUUAGAUGAAUGCCUGAAAUUCUUGGAGAACUUUCGUUAUUCUGAUAGCGAUAUCCUGUAUCUUCGGUCCACACUCCCUAGCUCUGUGGAACCUGAUUUCUUUGACUUCUUGAAGAAAUUGACCACUAAGGAUGUGACACUUUAUGCUAUUGAGGAAGGAUCUGUGGUGUUUCCCAGAGUCCCCUUGCUGAGACUUGAAGGUCCCUUGAUAGUUGUGCAACUCCUGGAGACAACUCUGCUGACUCUAGUCAAUUAUGCUAGCCUGGUUGCUACUAAUGCUGCCAGAUACCGAAUGGCUGCUGGGAAACAUAUGAAACUCCUUGAAUUUGGACUGAGGAGGGCCCAAGGACCAGAUGGAGGACUCUCAGCCUCAAAAUACACUUACAUAGGUGGGUUUGAUGGAACAAGCAAUGUCCUUGCAGGGAAGCUCUUUGGCAUUCCUGUCAGUGGCACACAUGCCCAUGCAUACAUCUCUUCUUAUCUCCACUAUGAUGAGCUUAAGAUUCGGAGCUCUGAUUCUCAAAAGGAGACCGGAGAUCGGAAGGAAGAGGAGGAGGGGAGAAGCAGCAGCACGCCCUACAAUCUCAGGGCCCUAACUAGAUUAUCCUACAAGGAGACGGGCCGACAGAUUGGCCACAGGCGACGGCAGGCGUAUAUCAAUAACAGCAGCCGCAGUAGAGGCAGCAGUCCAGGAGGCAGGGGGGACAUGGCAGGUAAGGAGCAUACAGCCGGAGAUCGGGAGGAAGAGGAGGAGGGGAGAAGCAGCAGCACGCCCUACAAUCUCAGGGCCCUAACUAGAUUAUCCUACAAGGAGACGGGCCGACAGAUUGGCCACAGGCGGUCCCGGCGCCGACGCUGUAGUCUGCCGUCCGCAUAUAGUUAUUGUCGUCGGCGUCAUCUCCGUCGUCAGGUCCUCCGUCCCCCCUGUACCGUCCAUUCCUCGUACCGCGCGGCGGACUUGCGGCUGCAAGCAAGCCAAAGACGCCAGGCGGGGAAACGGCAGGGCAGCAGCCAGGGCCGGGCCAAGGGGAACAGUGCCUCUGCAGCCCAGAAGUAA
This is a messenger RNA of Darwinula stevensoni, 1944 nucleotides long. The record is from the annotation of a GenBank genome assembly. NCBI's taxonomy places the organism in Eukaryota, Metazoa, Arthropoda, Ostracoda, Podocopida, Darwinulidae.